Molecule: messenger RNA, 801 nt
Organism: Spodoptera littoralis (African cotton leafworm)
Lineage: Eukaryota; Metazoa; Arthropoda; Insecta; Lepidoptera; Noctuidae
Source: the annotation of a GenBank genome assembly
AUGUUAACUUUUAAUAUCUAUGAUUUCGGAUUAUUUUAUUUAAAUUUUCUCGUAAUGGAGGGAACAAAAGAAUGACGUGCGACCGUCAUUUCAUUAUUUAAGGUGGGAAGAAAACCUAUGGACAUUUUCCGAGAACUGAAAAGUUUUGGUGUGAGCCGUAACUUCGUGUAUUACACUAUUAAACGAUACCAGGAGACAAGUUCUUUACAUGAUCGGCAAAGAAGUGGUCGUCCACGCUCUGUGAGGACGCUUGCGAACAUUAAAAUCAUCCGAGAGCGACUUCGCCGAAAUCCAUGUCGCACUCAGAAGAAACUUGCUGAGAAAAUCUUUACCGUCGAAGAAAAGUUCAAUCGACAAAACAAUAAAGUGUAUGCCAAAAGUAGCAAGGAUGUCCCACCUUCAGCACGGAAUGUCUCGCGUACUCAUCAUCCGGCUAGUGUCAUGGUAUGGUGGGGAGUUUCGUACGAAGGUGUCACUCAGCUUCAUUUCUGCCAACAAGGCGUCAAGGUGAAAGCCAAAAAUUAUCAAAGUGACAUUCUAGAGACUGUUGUGAAACCCCUGUCUAAUACCCUAUUCCAUAACAAGUAUUGGGUUUUCCAGCAAGACUCGGCGCCAUCCCAUAAGGCUAAAACCACCCAAGCUUGGCUGAAGGAAAAUGUGCCGGCCUUCAUUGCGGCGAACGAAUGGCCCUCCUCCAGCCCCGACCUCAACCCGCUGGUGAUGCUGCUGUCAAAUAUUGAUUCUAUUUCUGCAGCUCGACCCCACAACAAAAUGCCGUACGACAUAAUGCUGUGGAAAUAA